AUGGCGGCAACCACCAAAAGACUCGACGAUUCCCUGUUGUCUGCCCAACGCGGCUUGCUUAUGCGAGCCGUGUUCGGGCAGGCCCUGACCCUCUUCCUCAAGGACGAGAACAAGGGGAAAGACACCCGCGACAAGAUCGUCGGUAUUAUCAGUACACUGAGCGACCACAUCCUCGAGAAGCACCCCGACAGCGGCCUCGUUGCCGCUUUCUCCGCCAAGCUAUGGGGCGAAUGGGAAGGCCGGUCCAUCCCCAUCAGCACGAAGAACAUCGAUCGUUUCAAGAAGUUCACCCUUGAUCAGGGUGACGUCCUCAUCUUCGUCAAGGCUCCUAACCACGAGACGGCGAAGGAAAUCGUCAGUACCGUGUAUGAUCAGCUUCAUGCCUUGUCGAAAAACAUUGAGCAAGUCAAGAUGGGCAAACGCAAAGACACCAGGAUCAUGGGUGGACGCUAUGUGGACGGUAUCACCAACCCCAACGACCCCAUCAGCCUGGCCGAGGACAUUUUGAUCGCCGAGAAAGAGCGUGGCGGAGUUACCGGGUCCUGCUUCGGAUUCACGCAGAAGUUCGAGUUUGACUGGCCGGGCAUCGCCACCCAGGCCGCCGACACGCAGGAUGAGAUGAUCGGACGCAACCCGGACGGUGCCGCCCUGCCGCAGCAUGCCGUCCACUCGCACGUGCACCGCGCGGCGAUCCGGAACAAAAACAACGACCAGCUCAAACUCCUCCGUCAGGCGUUACCGUACGGCUCGGAUGACAACCACGCCGGCCGGGAGAAGGGCAUCAUGUUUGUCGCCUUUUGCAACGACCAGCAGCGUUUCGAAGACAUCCUCCAGAACCUGAUCGGCGAUUACCCCGAGAGGCCGGUCGACAAACUCAUGACGGUGGUGCACGGAGUCUCCGGGAGCUACUGGUACGUGCCCUCCGCCGCCGAGUUGAAGGUGGCCAACGUGACAGGACCCGAGGAUGUCUACGAGGACCCCCAUUGGGAUGUGACCAGCCCAAACGACUAUCUCUUCUACAACUCGCAAGACUACCUCCACAGGAUGUCCGAGGGUCGGUACAAAGAAAAAGACCCCCCUAGCCGACGUCUGCUCAGCUUGAUGGCCAGGACCUUUUCGCAUUGGCGUGACUCCUGGAUGAAGAAACAGGUCUUUCCGCGACUGCCACACCUGAGAACGCUUGUCGACCCUGGCGACGCGGACAAGCUGGUGGAGGUUCCGGUCCCUGUGCGGAAAGGGAUGGCGAACAAAGAAACCUUGGCCCGAUUGCUCUCGGAUCCAAAGAACGAAGAGGCCCGCGAAAAUGGCCUGCUCCGGAUCGAGGCCAAGGAACUCAUCGUCGGCGUCAUCCCGGAUUUCACCCUCGGUCGCGGUAAGGAAGUGGUGCCCUAUCUUUCCGAGGACGAGACCAUGGCUGCCUGGCUGAAGGGUCAGCUCAACGAGUGGUCAGCCAUGGGCCACAUCGUGCCAGGCUACGAGCUCCUCGUCAAGGAUGGACUGAAGAAGAUGAUCACGGACCUGGACAGCAAGAAAAAGAGCCUCCAGAACCCGAACGAUGCCACAGGAAGCUUCUAUGAGUCUUGCAUCCUUUCUCUUAAGGGUGUUCAGGGCUAUUUGCAGAACUGGGCCACGAUUGCCGAGCAGGCAGCUGAAGACGCAGAAAAGGCGUUGGCUCCAGAUGAUGCGGCCAACAUGAGACGUGUGGCAGCCAGGCUGAAUCGCCUGGUCGACACCCCCCCCGAGAGCUUCCAAGACGCCGUCCAACUCAUCUACUCGUUCCACUGCUGUCUGCACCUCGUGGGAGAACUGACACCGUUUGGACGUCUCGAUCAGAUCCUGUACCCCUUCUUUGCACGGGACAAGGGCAAGGAGCAUGAAGACCCACAGGAGGUCAUCGACUGUCUCUGGGUCAAGAUUGGGGAAAACGCCUUCGUCAACCGCGCCUUCAUCUACGACUACGUGACGUACGGCACCACAGCGGUCUGCGGCAUGGGUGGCAACUUUCCGCAGGGCGGCGGCAUCAACCAGUGGGUGCAGCAGAUCACGGUCGGCGGCUACAAGGCAACGGACAGCGUCGAUCCCGAGUGCGGCGCGAACGAGGUGACAAUGCUCUGCCUCAAGGCAGCCCGGCGCAUCCCAGUCAACGCGCCGACCCUCUCGCUGCGUGUGCACAAGGACAUUCCCGCUAAGUACCUCGACGAGGCAGCCAAGGGGAUCCUGUCAGGCGGCGCGCAGCCGAUCCUGUACAACGACGACAAGCUGUGCCCUGCACUAAAGGACUCGGCCACGGCCGGCGUGGUCGACCUGAAGUGGUCGCGUGACUACGCCGCCGAUGGCUGCUACGAGCCCAUGCUGGCGGGCGCGUCCGAGUUCACUUUCAACAACGUGGCGCCGAUGCUAGCGCUGGAGCAGACCCUCAACGAGGGCGCCACCUACGGCGCGGCCGGUCCGGAGCAGCUCCGCGGACUGAAGCAGACGUUCCGGUCCAAGCCGGCCAAGGAGUUCACGAGCUUCGAGGACCUCAAGCAGACGUUCGUGAAGCAGCUCGAGUGGCUCGUCGUGCAGUGCUACAACAUCAUGCUCGAAGGUUACGGAAACCUCGCCAACAUCUGCCCCUCGCCGUUGCUCUCGGUCUUGAUCCAGGGCUGCGUCGAGAAGGGCCGCGAUCUGACCAACGGCGGGUCCAAGUUCCACAUCAUGGCGCCGCUGUGCGUGGGCAUCUCCAACACGAUCGACUCGUUGUACGCCAUCAAGAAGCUGGUCUUCGACGAGGACACUGCCCGUGUCACCCUCCAGGAGCUGGUCAAGUGUCUCAUCUGUGACUGGGGCCACAACAUGAUUGAGCCGUUCGAGAACCAGCUCUCAGGGACGGCCGACGCGUCAGAGCGCGGGCUGCGCUACUCGGAGCUCCGUGACGCCGCCAUGGCACUGCCCAAGUGGGGAAGUGGUGACAAGGAGGUCGAUGACCUUGGUGACUGGCUGGUCAAAACCUGCGUCAAGCUCUGCGUCGACGCAAUCCGCGAGCCCAACGCCACCAUCAAGGGGAAACUCGAUACCAUCAAAGGGACUUAUGGCAAAGACUUUGAGUUCGUCAUCUGCCCCGGCAUCGGUACCUUCGAAGGCUACGUAGGCGACGGAAUCCCCUGCGGUGCCUCGGCCGACGGCCGGCGCAGCGGUAUGCCCAUCGCCUCGGACCUGUCCCCGGUCCCGGCGGCGCAGGAUCUCCCGGCGAGCCCGGUGUUCCGCAACAUCUACCAGGCCAUGAAGGCGACCAAGUACAAGAGCAUCGAGCACGGGCUGUCCAACGCGUCGCCUGUCGACAUGAACAUCUCCGAGGCGUUCCCGCUAGGCGAGCUACAAGAGUUCAUCAAGGAGUACGCCGCCGGCAGGGUGGGCAGCAACCUGAUCACGCUCACGUGCGCCGACCUCGACACGUACCAGAAGUCGGUCAAGGACCCGGAGAAGUACAACCUGGUGCGCGUCCGCAUGGGCGGCUGGACCGAGUUCUAUGCCACCAUGUUCCCGGCGCACCAGGACCAGCAGCAGCGCAGGCAGUACUUCACUCCUGAUUCUGACAAGAGGGGGGGUCCGUCGGGGAAGGCCACCCAGAAGGAUGAGGACGCUCGCCAAGACGCAGCGCCGAAGCCGAUGGUCAUGUUGAACCAGCAGGAGGUGAAGAGCUGA
Molecule: messenger RNA, 3684 nt
Organism: Chaetomium fimeti
Lineage: Eukaryota; Fungi; Ascomycota; Sordariomycetes; Sordariales; Chaetomiaceae
Product: pyruvate formate lyase-domain-containing protein
Exons: 1
Coding region: 1-3684 (1227 amino acids)
Cellular component (GO): cytosol
Molecular function (GO): heme binding; peroxidase activity
Source: RefSeq, a predicted model, not a curated record